GACAGCUCCCGCCUGGCCUGCGCGCCCUGCGGGGCCCACCAGCGGCAGAGCGCCGGCGGUAGUUCCUGUGUAUGUGAGCCAGGAUACAGGAUGGUUUCUAGUAAUGGUGGGUUCUCUGUUACUUGUGAAAAAUGCCCAGAAAAUAUGAGUGGAGUUACUCAAGAUGGGUGGAAUUGUAUUACUUGCCCCAAAGGCCUGACUUCAAAAGGAAAUUGUAAAUGCCCCAAUAAUGAAAUACUAGUGGAAAGAAGCAUCGAUGGCGUUUUGCUUAAUGAAGCAUUGUGCAUACCUUGUAAUGGAAGUGAGCAGUCCUUCUCUGCCCCAGAUGCAUCAGGAGGCAGGUGUGUAAGAUGUGAAAAGACAUUCAUCCAAGUAAGCAAGUCUUGUGACUGCAACAGCCCAAACAUUCUAACGGGGGGCUUGUGUUUCUUGGCUCGUGAAGGCUUACCCCCAAAGGGAGUUGCAGCUGUUCGUUUUGCACAGCUAGGUAUAACACUGACAUCAGCAUGGUUUCUGAAAAACCUGCAGUCCUCAGCUUUUGCUUGUUGGUUGCACUCUAAUCUAACAGCAUGCCAAGCUCUGGGAAAUAUGUGUGUGAUGAAUAUGAACUCAUUGAGUUCUUCAAGUACUGAUGCCUGUGGUUUGUUUCAGUAUAUUUUUGUCAGUACAGCAACAUCAGGCAUCAUUCAUUCAAUACCCUACUGGAGGCAUAAUCUUCCAUGGCUGUAUUAUGGUGACCAACCAGGAUUAGCAUCCCAAGUGCUUGAGAAAAAUCAUUUUCCUACAACUUUCACUUUUAAGGGAACAGAUAAGGAUGUAAAGCUGAAAUUUAUUGCAGCCUCAUUUGAUGCAGCAGGAAACUUUCUUAAGUGGCAAAGUUUGGAAGGAGGUAUCUUACAGCUUUGUCCUGAUACCCAAACUAAAUUGAAUGCAGCUUAUGUUUUUGGAACAACUUACCAACAAAGUUGCAAAAUUUCAGUUUCUAAGAUUUUACUGGAUUUUGCUAAUCCAGUCUUUUAUGACCUGUUCCUUGAAUAUAAUGGUGGCAAUGGACAGCAAAAUCUUUGGGCUGUGCCAGUUUUAAAUUUGAAUCUUCAAUACAACGAAAACUUUGUUAAUCAAGACAGUAAUAUGAACAACUGGCUUUUGAUUCGUCGAUUUUUUUUGGUGGAUGCACUUAGUGGAAAAGAGAAUGACUUGGAAAAACCACCAAGGGUAAUUCGGAUUGCUAGCAAAAUAACAAUAAGUAUUCGUCUGGUAUCCCAUACCCAGAGAGGAACAAUCUACCCUCCUCUAAUUACUGUUGCUUACACAGAUGUGCUUAUCCAAAACCCUGAAACCCAGAGUGUGAUGGUUUCUUUCGCAGUCAGCUAUGAGAUGAAUCAGUCAGAGGCUCAGAUUCAGACUGAUAUUGCACUGGGUGUGUUGGGUGGACUGGCAGCGUUAUGGUCCCUUCUCAAGACUGCAGGCUGGAAGAGGCGGACAGGAAGCUCUAUAAUUGACUUGCAGACAUUUUUCAAGUUCUUACUGUUCUAUGCUGGAGACCUUGCCAACGUUUUCUUUAUCAUCACAGUGGGCACAGGGAUUUAUUGGCUUGUAUUCUUCAAAGCUCAGCAGUUUGUAUCUGUCCUUUUACCUCUUCCAUCUCAAGAAGAAGAUUUUGUUACAUACAUAGCAUGUGCAUUUAGUUUAAAGGCUCUGCAGUUCUUACACUUGCUGGUUUCACAACUUGCUAUUGAUAUUUUCUUUAUUGACUGGGAAAGACCUAAGGGCAAAGUUCUUAAAGCAGUCGAAGGUGAAGGUGUUAUUAAAAGUGCUGCUGCACCUGUAAGCAUAUGGAGGACAUACUUUAUAGCAAAUGAAUGGAAUGAAAUUCAGACAGUGAGGAAAAUAAAUCCUCUCUUUCAAGUGCUUGCAGUUCUUUUUUUUCUGGAGGUGGUGGGAUUUUCAAACCUGGCUUUAAUGGAUGCCUCUUCCAGUCUUACAAGAAGCAGUGAGAGCUAUGUAGCUCCCUGGAGCCGCAUUUUAAGAUUUGGUGUGUCUGCUGCACUCUGGGUAGCCAUUGCCAUCCUACAAGUUAUAUUUUUUGCUGUGAUUUAUGAAAGAUUUGUUGAAGAUAAGAUAAGCCAAUUUGUUGAUUUGUGUUGCGUGAGCAAUAUUUCAGUGUUUGUCUUGUCACACAACUGUUUUGGUCAUUAUAUCCAUGGUCGCUCAGUGCAUGGACAUGCAGAUACCAAUAUGGAAGAAAUGAAUAUGAACCUGAAGAGAGAAGCAGAAAAUCUGUGUAGUCAGAGAGGUUUGUUACCGAACACAGAUGGCCAGACAUUUCAGAUUUCCAUUUCAAGAAAAAUGAGACUGCACUAUGACUGGAUUCAUGAAACCUUAACAAGAAAACGUGGUCCUGCCAGGCUUUUGGACUCUUCUGCAAAUACUUUCGAACAAAGCACAAGGGCUUACAAUGCCAUGAACAAAUUUCUCAGUUCUUUUAUUGAUCAUGUUCAUAAAGAAAUGGAUUAUAUUGUUAAAGAUAAGUUGCUGCUUGAACGAAUUCUUGGCAUGGAGUUCAUGGAACCAAUUGAGAAAAGUAUUUUUUAUAAUGAUGAAGGACACUCUUUCAGUGAUGUUCUCUAUUAUGGCAAUGAAACAACACUGCUCAUCUUUGAUAUCCUGUUUUUCUCAGUUGUGGAUUUAGCUUCCCAAAGUUUUGUUUUAGCAGCUAUUCUAACAUAUUUGCAACAAGAGAUAUUUAGGUUUAUUCGUAAUACACUUGGGAGGAAGAAUUUGGCAUCCAAAACCUUGGUGGAUCAAAGAUUUCUCAUUUAAUUGAGAAGAUGAAAAACUGUUAAGGUUUUAAUCAUGGAAAGUAUGAACAUGAUAGAAGCGUCUCUGACCUGCAGCUUAAUUGUAGUGCACUUUCCAACAAUAACUAUGUAACGGGUUUGAAACUUGUCAUUUUUUAUAUUGUGUGCUAUUAAGCUUUAUUUUUCUGUAUUUAUAGGGUUUUUUUUUAAUUUGUGAACACUAAGCCAUAGGCCUUUAAAAAGAAAGGUACAUGCAAAGAGGACAGAACUAAACUUAACUGUUGUUAUUAUUAGAAUAAGAUAAAAAUUAUUUUUUGACUUUUGAUAAGAUAUGGACCACUGACUUUGAGGCAACAAUUUGAGCAUCUGAUUGACAGGAGAGGUUGCCAACUAUGAAAUUCUCUGAAAAUACCUUAAUUUUUUUAUUUUUUUAAAGUUAUUUUGAGGUGUAACAUUUAGCAAAUAUAUGUUGAAUUUUACACAGCACAAGAUUUGUUAUGAAUUAAGUUAGUAUUUCAGGAGGAAUUUUUAAAGAUCACUUAUGUGCAGUGACUUCCAUUUGAAAUUUUAACGUUUCUGUCUUGUGUCAAACAGUAUUGUAUAAUUUUGUCUGAUCUCUUGGAGUUUAUCAUUGUUUUUCUUGGGUAUGGCCUACACAUGACAUCCCAAAGAUGUAUUUGAGGUACAGUGGUGUUACAGUGAUGUAGAGAAAGAGGCUAUGAUAGAGCAGAGGAGAUGGUCAUCAGCAUUUGGGAUUUGUUCUUGAUCUUCUCUCUUGUGAUGCAAGAUGUUCUGUGAUUACAACAGUAAUUACUCUGUUCACUUUUUCCACACAAGUCAAAUGGAAGCAAUUUUUUAAAAUCUUUUUAGAAUUGUUUUCACAGGUGCUCAUGGUCUCUUUAAUUUUCUGAUCUUAUUAGCUUUAGAUAUAACAGAGACCAUAACCAUUUUACCAUCAUCAUAUUUCGAAAUUUAGACAAGUUAAUAAUUACUCAAGUGCCAAGGGAGAUUGUGAAUCGCCUUCAAAUCACCUUAAACUGAGGUGAAUACCUCCCAUUUUUACCACUGGAAAGUGUCCCUAACUUUUUAUACUUAAUGUUUUUUUAAUAAACAGUUAAACAUGAA
This is a messenger RNA of Hirundo rustica (Barn swallow), 3926 nucleotides long. RefSeq names its product transmembrane protein 67 (gene TMEM67). Gene Ontology annotation, cellular component: MKS complex; ciliary transition zone. The record is from RefSeq and is a predicted model, not a curated record. Bases 91 to 2823 code for a protein of 910 amino acids. The transcript is spliced from 28 exons. Gene Ontology annotation, biological process: cilium assembly. NCBI's taxonomy places the organism in Eukaryota, Metazoa, Chordata, Aves, Passeriformes, Hirundinidae.